This is a messenger RNA of Vombatus ursinus (common wombat), 6130 nucleotides long. RefSeq names its product bone morphogenetic protein receptor type 1A (gene BMPR1A). Gene Ontology annotation, biological process: dorsal/ventral pattern formation; cellular response to growth factor stimulus; protein phosphorylation. The record is from RefSeq and is a predicted model, not a curated record. Gene Ontology annotation, molecular function: SMAD binding; transforming growth factor beta receptor activity, type I; ATP binding. Bases 327 to 1928 code for a protein of 533 amino acids. The transcript is spliced from 13 exons. Lineage: Eukaryota; Metazoa; Chordata; Mammalia; Diprotodontia; Vombatidae. Gene Ontology annotation, cellular component: signaling receptor complex; plasma membrane.
CCGGGAGGGCCGCAGGAGUCCGGCCGCCCGGCCCUCGGCAGGAAGGAUGAGCCCCCCGCGCCCCCGAUUCAUGGAAAUAUGUGUUACUUUAAUAUUGCCUUGGAAUUAAUGAAGUGGAAAUAUAGAUCAAAGCAAUUUGGAGAAAAUAGAAAACACAGUUUUAUUCAGCAGACUCUCUUGAGGAAGCAGGAAACAGCAGUAGAAGUUGGAGUAAUUAUCAAACUAUUGCAGGCAGAAUUUCACCAAACAGACGAGCUUAAAAUUUAUCGGGUAACAAGACCUAUUGCUCAGGGGGACAGUUCACAGGGAAGAUUAAAAACUGAACAAUGACUCAGCUAAGCAUUUACACCACAUUUUUGGGAGCCUAUCUGCUUGUCAUUUUUUAUGUUCGAGGACAGAAUCCAGAUAGUCGAUUCCUUCAUGGUACAGAAAUGAAGUCAGACCAAAAUCAAAAAAGGCAGGAAAAUGGAGUAACCUUAGCGCCAGAGGAUACUUUGCCUUUUUUGAAGUGCCACUGUUCAGGACAUUGCCCAGAUGAUGCUAUUAAUAACACAUGCAUAACCAAUGGUCAUUGCUUUGCCAUCAUAGAAGAAGAUGAUCAAGGAGAAACUACAUUAGCUUCAGGCUGUAUGAAGUAUGAAGGUUCAGAUUUUCAGUGCAAGGAUUCACCCAAAGCUCAGCUACGGAGGACAAUUGAAUGUUGCCGAACCAAUUUGUGUAACCAAUAUUUGCAGCCUACACUACCCCCUGUUGUUAUAGGUCCAUUUUUUGAUGGUAGUGUUCGUUGGCUGGCUGUCCUUGUUUCUAUGGCUGUGUGCAUAAUUGCUAUGAUCAUCUUCUUCAGCUGCUUUUGUUACAAGCAUUACUGCAAAAGAAUAGCAAGAAGCCAUUGCUACAAUCGGGACCUAGAACAAGAUGAAGCUUUUAUACCAGUUGGAGAGUCAUUGAAAGACCUUAUUGACCAGUCACAAAGUUCUGGCAGUGGAUCUGGACUUCCUUUGCUGGUUCAACGAACUAUCGCGAAGCAGAUUCAGAUGGUUCGACAGGUGGGAAAGGGUCGCUAUGGAGAGGUGUGGAUGGGGAAAUGGAGGGGUGAAAAGGUGGCGGUCAAAGUGUUCUUCACCACUGAAGAGGCCAGUUGGUUUCGGGAAACGGAGAUCUAUCAAACUGUUCUAAUGCGUCAUGAGAAUAUCCUCGGUUUUAUCGCGGCUGACAUCAAGGGCACAGGCUCUUGGACACAGUUGUACUUGAUCACCGACUACCACGAAAACGGAUCUCUGUACGACUUCCUGAAGUGUACCACCCUGGACACCAGGGCUCUCCUCAAAUUGGCAUAUUCAGCUGCUUGUGGUCUGUGCCAUCUCCACACAGAGAUCUAUGGUACCCAAGGAAAGCCUGCAAUUGCCCACCGAGACCUGAAGAGCAAAAAUAUCUUGAUCAAGAAAAAUGGGAGUUGUUGUAUUGCUGACUUGGGCCUUGCUGUGAAAUUUAACAGUGAUACAAACGAAGUUGAUGUCCCUUUGAACACCAGAGUAGGUACAAAGCGUUACAUGGCCCCAGAAGUGCUCGAUGAAAGCCUGAAUAAAAAUCACUUUCAGCCAUACAUCAUGGCCGACAUCUAUAGCUUUGGACUGAUCAUGUGGGAGAUGGCUCGUCGCUGUGUCACAGGAGGCAUUGCAGAAGAGUACCAAUUGCCUUACUACAACAUGGUGCCUCAUGAUCCUUCCUAUGAAGAUAUGCGUGAGGUUGUAUGUGUUAAGCGAUUGCGCCCCAUCGUGUCCAACCGAUGGAAUAGUGAUGAAUGUCUAAGAGCUAUCUUGAAGCUAAUGUCAGAAUGCUGGGCCCACAACCCUGCUUCAAGACUUACAGCAUUGAGAAUCAAGAAGACACUUGCCAAGAUGGUUGAGUCUCAAGAUGUAAAGAUUUGACAAUUCCAUAACACUCAGGAGCUGCAUUGGACUCCAAGAACUUUCUUCACCCAAGCAAAGGGUGGUGAUUGAAGUGGGAUGAGGAAAUUCAUGUGGUUCUUGGGACUUUUUCCUCACCACACCUUUACAGGCUGCUAACAUGAAACCUUUCAGUACUCUGUAGAAUAUGAUGCUGGGAACUUCUGUUCACUACAUGCUACAUUUAUGGACAGCCUUGUUUUAAACGUGUUUCUUUUUUGUUGGGGGGGAGGAGGGGUUAUGAGCGAUGUUGAAACUUCAGUCAUUGUUCAUGAGUCUCCAGUACAACUCUGGGUACUGAAUUGCAUGUUUAUAUUAUGGUGCUUUCUGUGAAAGCCUUAAGAAGAAAAUGAAUUCAACAGAGAUGGAGAAAUAUAAGCUUUUGCCUUCUACCUGAUAAAACUUAGUCUGUUCAUAUUAUUGCUUUUGUAAAACAGCCUGUAGAUUAUGAGUCAUUUUGGGAUACUACUCUGUUUUUAACAGUUUAUUGUCUGUGUUGUGUGUGUGCCAGGAUUCCUCUGCUGCCAUGUGGAUUAAGAGAAAAAAAUGAGGAAUGAAUGCCCAGGAAGGUGGGGGUGGUUAGUGCUUUGGGUCUUUGUCAUUGUUGCAAUAAGACUAGCCAGUCACAUAAAAGCCAUUUAGCUCAUAGGAGAAAUCAGCUUCUUUACCCAUACCUUUUCUGACCAGGAAAGUUGGUAUCGAUCGAAAAGCCAGAGAAGCUAAGACCAUGUUUCUGAACCUGAGCUUCAUUCCUCUUUUCUUUCUUUCUUUGUUUUGGCAAUUUUUACUCUGUUAUUGUGAAGAGCAUAAUAACUUUAGUUGGAACUCCCAAUGUGAUGACUGUGCUGAAGAACAAACUCACUUAUUGGGGUGAUUUUGAUAGCAGUUUAAGUGCCUACGCCCUUGUCCUGUACAGUUUGUUCUGGGUGACUUUGAAAAGGGGAAUGACGUGUCUCGUGCACAGUGUGCUUGAUUUGCAGGACAUCACUCUGCCCUUCACUUUGGGUGGUCAUGUUUGUCCACACACAUUCAUGCCAUAGAAGCCAGAUCACCCACGCCUCAUAGCCCAGGCCACAUGCACCUCAUAGCCCAGGCUUACACGGUAAAAAGAAAAAAACAACCGACACCCAGAGAUAGUUAGGAAGAACAUUUAUGCAUAUAAAUGUGGAUGGGUUUGUGAAAGGAAUGCAUUGAAAUUAGUAUCUUCUAACCUAGGCUUUGUUACAAUAUACUCACAAUAACAGCUUUCAAUAUAAUAAUUUCAUUUAAAUUCUUCCUUAUAAGAGAAAAUUCUAAUUGGAAAUUUAUUUUGCAGAACCUACGUGAACUUACCAACAACUACUAGCUAAGUUCUAGGCCAUCUUAGUCAUUAUUUGAAAUUUUGGGGAUUUUUAAAAAAAAAUAUUUUUUCCAUCGUUUAUAAAGCAGAUGCAAAAGGGUCAGGCAAAAAAAAAAAAAGAAAUAUCAGUGUUUUGCUUUACUAUCACAGUGUACAGAUUUUAUUUAACAAAGUGCUACAUAUUUUAUAGAAUCCUAGUUAUCUCAAGGGACAUUUCUGUUCUAUGAAGUCGUUACAGUUUUGUAAUGUCUUUUAAGUAUUAAUGUUAUAUUCUGGCAGAACAAUUCAUGGGCCCAUUAAGUUAGACUUCAACUUACUUUUGGAUGCAGCAUAAGACAAUAAAUGGGGUUGUGCUAUAGAAGUACUGAAGACAAAGGGCUGUAAUUUUUUAAAAUAAUAAUUUUUAGAGCAUUUUUUCCGUCCAUUGCCAAAACUUGACUGACAUUGAAGGUCGAAGCUAUUGAAUAUUUCCAAGCAGACCAGUUUUGCACAGUUAACUGGAAACUGCUUGGAAAGAUUUAACAUUUUUACAAUCUAAAAUAAAGCUUCUCUUUGUCAUGUUCUAAGGUUGAAGCAUUCUUUUUAAAAAAUUGAUUUCUGUGUCCCAUGGGCUUGUUCUUUCAAAAGAACAGUUUUUCCAUCUGUUUCUACAGAGGGACAUAGGUACUAUAAUGUAAAGUGCCAUGUGACUCAAGCUCCUUUGUUAGCUCUGACAUAUUUGUCUAAUUUGACCUUAAUUUUUUUUGGCCAUGACAAAAUUACAAACUCUCAAAGAAGUCAUUUGUUAUUAUUAAUAAAAACAGAGAAAAUAUGAAAAAUGCAACCUUUCUUCCCAGCAGUUUUUUUAAGAUCACAAAAUAUUUUCAGAAGCAGAAUAUUAGGCAUACUGCAUAAAUGUCAGAGUUGUGCUCAAGAAACUAGUAGUAGAAAACUGGUUUAAAAAUCAUAGCAUUCAGAAGAUCUCAGUAAGAAUAUUUGUAAGGAACAACAUGGUCUUGAAACAUAAAUGUCGCCUUAUUUGGAAACCCUUCUAUUCCUUUCUCCUCAUUCAAAAUUAUGUGUUUAUUCUGUGUGUGAAAUAUUUAAAAUACAGGGUGUCCCCAAAGUCGAAUUGCAGUUUCAAGCUACUUAAGCUAAAAAGCCUUCCUGUGGCUUGGAGGUGACCCUGGUGUUGGAUGCCAGUGCAGGUCUCACUGCCUGCAAAGGCUUUAAGGACUUCCCUGGGUUGGAGGAGGGGCCUGUCUCUGUAUAUGCUUCCUAAAGAUCAGCCUAUUCAGGUAACCCCGGGCAAGUCCCUCCUGAAGCUUAAAUCUGAGCUUAGACGUUGAUGUGAGACUGAGCAGAGGGGAGCAUGCCUGGUGCCCCUUAACUCUAAUGAAACAAGAUACGUUGUCUUGAAUCAGCUUUCCUUCUAAUUGAUAAAGGAAUUAGAUUAUUGGUAGAACUAAAGGUACAGUUGAACUUGAAAAUGAUUUUCAGUUUGUUUAUUAGAGACUUAUGAUACCUUCUUAUCAAACAAAUAUCAGAGGUAUGAGAACUAAAUUCAGUUUUUCUUAUAACUUUUCUGGAAUACCUUCCAGCGUGAGUUUUUAUUCCCCACCCACUGUGGUCUUUUAACAUCAAUAUUUAAGUAAAUUUUUUAAACUUUGAAAUGCCUGAAAAUAACAUUUAACCAAAUUGUGUCAGAUUUCUUAUUUACUAUAGCUAUAUUUAAUUUUUUUUUCUGUAUGCUAACUUUCCCUUUGGAAAUGAAAGCAACAAAAAUUUCAAAUAUUUACCUUGACAGUUUCCCUAGAAUCAAAGAGAAAGCCUUGUUUAGAAGUUUUUAUUCAUUCAUCAAACUUUUGUCUAACAUCUACAGUGUCUCAAGGUUCUGGAAGAAAUACGAAGUUCAGCUAAGGAGAUCUUUGCCUAUAAAGAAUUUAUAUUUUUUUCUAGGAUUGGUUCCCUAUUUUAAAUCACUGAUUUUUUUCUCAAAUAUAUUUAAAGUUGAGUUUUUUCUAAAUAGGUAAAGCAUUUUGGAUAGGAAAAAUGCCAUAUAAUUUUAAAAUGUCCUUUUGGAAUUAAAAGGAAGAGCUACAGUUAUUUAUUUUGGUCAGAUACUGACCGGGCAAUCUGUCAGCUUUCCCUCUUGCCUCACUGUUACGAGAAAUCAGAGAGAGCACUCCUUAGAGAAGUGGCAUGUUUUGUACUUACAGUGGAAUUAUGUAUGACAGGGCGGUACAGAGCCAACAUGGGGCACUUUGCCCAGGGAGGCCUAUAAGGAAAGUGCGGUUCGUGUUGCUUGAGUAAAGUAUACACUAUCAUCUCAUGGUGACUUUAAGCUCCUUCUCUUACACCAGAGGUGUCAAACUCAUGGCUGGCCUCAUGCUUCCAGCAAAACUCCCGUACAGCCUAACCAGAUUAAGAUGUCAUUGGGAAAUGUUUAACAAAUUAAAUAAAAGUACAAUGUAACAUAAUGUUAAUUUAUGGUUUUCUAAGUUAACAUUUGGCCUAUAGGGAUCUGUUUCUAUUAGAGUUUGACACCACUGCUAUACACUACCUUUUAAAAGCCCAUCCUAGUGACUGCCCUUGAAAUGCCCAUUUUAAAAUGGAAUUGUAGUAUAUUGUAUAAAAAGAAAAUAACAUUAUACCUUACUUAGAGAAAAUGUAAAUAGAAAAUGAAAUAAAAUAAACAGUUUGAUUAAAUUCUCACUUAGAUACCAGAAGUGUAGAUUACGCUUUUAAAUGGUAAUACACUAAAUGUAUUUUGUACAGCAUCUGGUUUAAAAGGUGCCUUAUUAAGUUUACCAUGAAUUGCUUUGUUCUGUACACAGAUUAUGUCCAAUGUAUCAUUUUUAAGUAA